AUGCUCAUAGCUUUGUCUGCUAAGAACAAAGCAGGACUCAUUGAUGGAACAUUUCUUCAGCCCAAAAUCUCUUCUGAUGACUUCAAGUCUUGGACCCGUUGUAAUGACAUGGUCAUUUCUUGGUUAUUAAACUCUCUUUCAAAAGCAAUCGCAGAGAGUGUUCUGUACACCAAAACCGCCAAGGAAAUCUGGGAUGAGCUUGAAGAAAGGUUUGGCCAGAGUAGUGGACCACAACUUUAUCACCUACAAAAGGAGAUCAGUGAGUCAACACAAGGAAAUUUGGACAUAGCAGGAUACUAUACUAAGCUGAAAAAGCUGUGGGAUGAAUUGGACAGUCUGGAUGUAUGCCAACACUGUACCUGUGACUGCAGUUGUGGUGGUAAACUCAAAAACUACAAAUCUCAACAGGAUAGCAGACUCAUUCAGUUCCUUAUGGGACUGAAUGACACUUAUGCAGCAGCUAGAAACAAUCUACUUCUCCUAUCUCCUUUGCCUUCACUGAAUCAUGCCUACUCCUUGCUUAUCAGAGAUGAGAAGCAAAGAGAAGUGCAAAUCUCUCAUCAUCCAGCUGAAAGUGCUUUUGUUGCAGCUCAACAACCCUAUGGAGGACAGAAAGUCACACCUGCUAAGAAGUUCAACAUGGAAACAAAGAAGGGAACUCUUUUGCAACUAUUGCAAGAAGCAAAAUCAUACCAUUGA
This is a messenger RNA of Nicotiana attenuata, 699 nucleotides long. RefSeq lists its product as uncharacterized. The coding region runs from base 1 to 699 and encodes 232 amino acids. NCBI's taxonomy places the organism in Eukaryota, Viridiplantae, Streptophyta, Magnoliopsida, Solanales, Solanaceae. The record is from RefSeq and is a predicted model, not a curated record. The transcript has a single exon.